Molecule: messenger RNA, 1207 nt
Organism: Cyclopterus lumpus (lumpfish)
Lineage: Eukaryota; Metazoa; Chordata; Actinopteri; Perciformes; Cyclopteridae
Gene: cited4a
Product: Cbp/p300-interacting transactivator, with Glu/Asp-rich carboxy-terminal domain, 4a
Exons: 2
Coding region: 205-978 (257 amino acids)
Biological process (GO): regulation of DNA-templated transcription
Cellular component (GO): nucleus
Source: RefSeq, a predicted model, not a curated record
CUCCCUCCCUCAGUGCUUUAUAGAUGCAUAUAAUCCCUGAGUUGACCCAGAAAACAAACUCCUCUGACUGCCGAGACGCCGCAGAGUUUGUAUCCGCCGCAGGGCUGCAUGUAGCCGGAGCAUCAGCUGGAGAAACGACCCCGGCAGCGACCCAACUUCUCCGCACAGGAUUCGACAUUAAUACAUCGGAGGGCGAUAGAAGCCAUGGCUGAACACAUGAUGAUGCCCAUGACCCACGGCUUCCGGAUGGGCAUGAAUGGACCUCAACAGCACAACGGCCAGCCCGGCCUGCGCACUCUGCCCAACGGCCAAGUGAUGCACUACGGCAGGAACCCUCAGAACAACAUGGAGGCCGCCAUGAGACAGCGGCAGAGCAUGGUGGGACCCGGCGGGAUGGCCGGCCCCUUGAACGGAGCUCCCAUGGCCAACCACCACCAGAUGAUGUCUGGGAACAUGAUGUACAAUGGCCAGGGUCCGCAACAGCAGCAGCAGCAACAGCACCACCAUCACAUGCACCCCCAGCAGCAGCAGCAGCAGCAACAUCAGCAGCAGCAGCAACAUCAGCAGCAGCAGCAACAACAACAACAGCAGCAGCAGGUGCAGCAGGGUGGACACCCGCAGCAGUACAUCCCUGGUAACCUCACCUCCCAGCAGCUCAUGGCCAGCAUGCACCUGCAGAAACUCAACACUCAGUAUCAUGGACACCCACUGGUCUCAGCCAACGGCCACCACAUGCCCAAUGGCGCUCAGUACCGGGUGGGUCCGGCCCAGCUAUCGGGCAUGCAGCACAUCGGCGGCCCUUUGGGUCAAAACGGCAUGGACAUGGAUCUGAUCGACGAGGAGGUUCUGACCUCGCUGGUGCUGGAGUUUGGGUUGGAUCGGGUUCAGGAGCUGCCCGAGCUCUUCCUGGGACAGAAUGAGUUUGACUUCAUAUCAGACUUUGUGUGCAAACAGCAGCCGAGCACGGUGAGCUGUUGAAGCGAAGCAUCCGGAAGCGGGUCGGGUUUGUUUGGACUGGACGCCACCCCCCCCCCACCCCCCACCCCGCCCCGCCCACCCAAAGAAUGACUGAGCGGUCACAGUAGCACAGCGGGAGGAGACAAUCUCUCUGUUCAGUUUGGGUGUUUUCUGUGUAUUUGACUCGUGCGCCUUCACACUGACCCGCCUGCGAGUUGAUGAAGAAUUGUAAAGGAGGGGGGGGGGGGGG